AUGGCGGCGCUGUACUCAUGCGCUGCACAAAUUGUAGACAAAGUGACAAAGAAACAAGGCACUGCAAAAAACUUGGCGAUCAACAGUCGCUUUCCCAAGAAGAAAAAACUUUACGCCUUGGUGUGUGAAACACUAAAAUACAGAGGAAUUUUGGAAGAUAUCUUUGAACAAACAAGACUUCUAAAACUUGAGAAAAAGCUCAAACAUAGCUAUGCCUUAGUGUUAGUGUAUGACUUCCUGUUUGGCCAAGGAAUCGAAUGUGGUGGAGAGUUGAAACAGUUCAUUUUUAAUCACAAAGCUGCCCUUCAGUCAUGUUUGGCACGUUUGAAGAUCAAAGCCAAGGUUCAUCGUAAUGAGGAUCUGUUGCCUAAACCUGCUGUAGAGACAGGCUCAAUUCCAAGAUAUGUACGAGUCAAUAGGAUAAAGACAACACUGAAAGAUGUCAUAAAUGAUUUUGAAAAUAAUGGUUAUCAACUGGUAGACAAACAAGAUAUUGCUUCAUUAGCUGCGCAGAAUUCUUCAUGUAAGCAGUUCAUGUGUGACAAACACCUCUCAGAUGUCUUGGUGUUUCCUGCAGGAACAGAUCUGCAUGAUCAUCCUCUUUAUGUCAGUGGACACAUCAUACUUCAAGAUAAAGCUAGUUGUCUACCAGCACAUGUUCUAGCUGCCCCACCCGGCUCUCAUGUGAUUGAUGCUUGUGCUGCCCCUGGGAACAAAACCAGUCAUGUGGCAAGUUUGAUGAAUGAUUCAGGGAAAAUAUAUGCAUUUGACAGUGAUAGGAAGAGGUUAACAGUAAUGCAAACUCUGAUGAAGAAAGCUGGAGUGGAGUGUGUCACAAUGACAAACUGUAGUUUUCUGGAGGUAAAUCCUUUAGGUGAGAAGUACACUGAAGUGCAAUACAUAGUGGUAGAUCCAUCAUGCUCUGGGUCUGGUAUUGUCAACAGGAUGGAUGGCAUAAUUGAUGAAAAGGAAGACAAGCUUAAAGAAGAGGAAAGGCUUCUAUCACUAGCCAAGUUUCAGUUGUCUGUGUUAAACCAUGCCUUGUCCUUUCCUCAUGUGAAGAGGGUGGUCUACUCAACCUGCUCCAUUCAUCAACAGGAAAAUGAAGAUGUAGUGGAGGCAGCUUUAAACGCAAACAGGGACAGAUUUUCGCUGGAGCAUGCUUUACCAUCCUGGACACACAGAGGAAUGGCUGUAUUUCCUGAGGCAGAGAGAUGCAUCCGAGCGUCACCUGAUCAAGAUUUCACCAACGGGUUUUUCGUGGCACUCUUUGUGAGAAAUGACAAUGAAACAGUGAUGGAUCACAAAGCUACAGAAUCCAAUGGUUUAUUACCCGGAGGAAAGAGGAAAAGGUCUCAAGAAGACUCAACACAACCAGUGAAUGAUGACGUUGACAACGACAGCGAUUCUGCACAUUCAUCAGCACAUGUUAGUCUGUUACCGAAGAAAAAAUAUCGGAAAAAGAACAAGAAACACCAAGAAGUAAAUUUACAAGAACAAUCUAAAAAUAUGAAUUUGGAAAGAAAUUUCGGACGGGAUAGUGGUAAAAAGAAACGUAAACGGAAAAAGAAAAAUAAAAAGGUUUCUGUUUGCUCAUAA
Messenger RNA from Pocillopora verrucosa, 1599 nucleotides. Its product is annotated as 28S rRNA (cytosine-C(5))-methyltransferase-like. Gene Ontology annotation, biological process: rRNA base methylation. Gene Ontology annotation, molecular function: RNA methyltransferase activity. Gene Ontology annotation, cellular component: nucleolus. The record is from RefSeq and is a predicted model, not a curated record. Lineage: Eukaryota; Metazoa; Cnidaria; Anthozoa; Scleractinia; Pocilloporidae.